AUGGGUUCCCGCACGUGUGCAUCGCCGUCUUCCGUGACACUCCUGGAAUUCCUGCGUUCCAAAUCCUCCAUCGACUACGACAGCCUCGACAUGGCAGUCGCCAGGCAAAUCGGCCCCUUUGCCGACUGCACCUCCAACCAGUGGGAUGCCUACGUGCAGCUUUCCGACCCGACCAAAGCGUCCGUUGUAAAAGAGUCUCUGGAAUCGGCGCAGAAGCUUCACGGCGACGUGGGCGCGGCCGACAUGUCGGUGGAAGAGCUCGCCGUUGAGAUUGCUAUGAUCAAGCUGGCGCUCGCCUCAGUGCCCUUCAUCUCGGGCUCAAUACACGUCAUGUGCAACCCGUUCUACGCAUGGGAUGCCGACAAGAUCUACCAGACCGGGCACCGCUUUCGCAGCCUCUGCCGCCUCUUUCAACCGGAUCUAGACCUGUCCCGGCUGGUCAUGAAAGUCUCCGCCACGUGGGAAGGCAUGCAAGCGUGCCGACGGCUGCGCAACGACGAUGUCAAGACGCUCGCCACCACGCUCUUCACCAUGGAGCAGGCCGUGCUGGCGGGCGAGGCGGGAUGCACGUCCGUUUCGCCGUUUGCGCACGAGCUCCGCGUGCACGCUGACCCGAGCUACAUCGGCGCGGGGGCAAACCUGGAUCUUAUUGUGGAGGCGCAGAGAUACUACAGGCAGCACGGGAUCCCGACCAAGGUCAAGGCCUGCUCGUUCAAGACUCCCGACGAGAUGACCAGCAUGGCGGGCAUCGACGCCAUGACCCUGCCGGCCGGGGUGCUUCUGCAUCUGGAUGCAACGACGGACUCGCGGGAGAGACUCGAGGCGCGCUGCGUGCUCGGCUCGGCCGGCAAGGGGCCUGGGGACGGCGCUCGCCGGAGCUACAUUCGAGAUCGGGCCGGGUUCAACCGCGCGUAUCUCACCAAUGGCAUGGGCAAGGCAAAGACCGAAGAUGCGAUUGCUGUAUUCUGCGGAUUCCAGAUGCGGGCCGAGGAGCUGGUGAGAUCGGUCAUGUAG
Molecule: messenger RNA, 1014 nt
Organism: Ustilaginoidea virens
Lineage: Eukaryota; Fungi; Ascomycota; Sordariomycetes; Hypocreales; Clavicipitaceae
Exons: 7
Coding region: 1-1014 (337 amino acids)
Biological process (GO): pentose-phosphate shunt, non-oxidative branch; carbohydrate metabolic process
Cellular component (GO): intracellular anatomical structure
Molecular function (GO): transaldolase activity
Source: RefSeq, a predicted model, not a curated record